This is a messenger RNA of Ylistrum balloti, 654 nucleotides long. RefSeq lists its product as uncharacterized. Bases 1 to 654 code for a protein of 217 amino acids. Lineage: Eukaryota; Metazoa; Mollusca; Bivalvia; Pectinida; Pectinidae. The record is from RefSeq and is a predicted model, not a curated record. The transcript has a single exon.
AUGACAACUGCAAAUCCUGAUCCCGAUUGUAAUACAGGCAUAACCACUACAACCGUGUUCUUUGCUAGUCAGGUCUUCGCCUCCACCUCCACUACUUACAAGGGACCUGUUUACCCUGGUUAUAUACCUUCCCCACCAAUUGUACCUCCAGCACCACCCGCUCCCCCAAACCCACCACCUGUGCCACCAAGACCACCAUUGCCUCCUAGACCCCCAGGUCCAUAUCCACGUCCUGGGCCUUAUCCUACUGUAGGUCCAUACCCAACGAAAGAUCCUUACCCAACGAAAUAUCCUGAUUACAACCCUAAUCCUGGUCGUAAAGGCUUGCAUCCUCCAUACCCUGGCCCCCCAGGAUCCAGACCUAAUUACCGGUCACGAAAUAGAAAAUGUUCCUCUAAGAAUUCCACGAAACCAUAUCGUAGCAUUCGUAAAAACGAUGUAAACGAUGAAACGGACGGAGGAGAUGAGGAAGAAGAGAAGGAGAAAGGAGACGUAAAUGAAAACCCCAUGGACUUUAGUCUGGUGUCCAAACUGAUGAAUCUUCCUGGCAUAGGAAUACUUCUGCCUCAAAACACUCAUCAACAACCCAAAAGUAACGGGUUUUUGUCAAGAAUGAAAGAAUUUUCUAAUGGCCACGAGGUGGAUACUUUGUGA